Messenger RNA from Fonsecaea multimorphosa CBS 102226, 2109 nucleotides. RefSeq lists its product as uncharacterized. Gene Ontology annotation, molecular function: protein serine/threonine kinase activity; protein binding; ATP binding. The record is from RefSeq and is a predicted model, not a curated record. The transcript has 3 exons. Bases 1 to 2109 code for a protein of 702 amino acids. Gene Ontology annotation, cellular component: nucleus. Gene Ontology annotation, biological process: protein phosphorylation; mitotic DNA damage checkpoint signaling. Lineage: Eukaryota; Fungi; Ascomycota; Eurotiomycetes; Chaetothyriales; Herpotrichiellaceae.
AUGGGUCCCAAGAAAGAGAAGAGCAGUUUGAAGAGGAAUCGCCAUAGCACUGGCGAGGACCAGGAGAUUAAGAAACCGCGGAGGUCCCAGAGGAUUUCCUCGCAGUCUCAAAAGGAUCCUCUGCACACGCCGCUCAAGAACCAAUAUCUACCUUCUCCUCUGACGAACCAUGAGUCGACCGCUACUGAAACAUUCAAAGAACACACGGCCACCCCUCCAGAAGGUCGCCCCAGCCAGAUUCGCCAUGUCACGCCUGUAGCCUCGCCGCCACUUCUCCCACAAUCCUCACCGCCUCAAGACACCCAGCCUCUAUCCCAAUUCGUCUACCCUCCCCGAGACAUCGAGCCUGACUUGAACGAUGAGGAGGGGACAUGGGGUUACCUAUUCCCAAUGACCGAGAACGGUCAUAGACUGCAGCUGAAACGACGAGCAUUUUGUCCCGCUCCGGCUAAGCCGCUCGAGGUCUCGAGGCAUACCGUGAAGAGUAAAAAGCGGGGGAAGAAGGAAUUGGCUGAAGCUGAGAUUGAGUAUGAACAUGAAAAAAUGGGCAAAGGGUUUCCAGCGAGCGGAUACCUGAUCGGGCGACAUCCGGAAUGUGACAUGAUCCUUGACAUUCCAACCGUGUCGAACCGCCAUUGCCUGAUCUUCAAAGAAAACAGAAACGGCGAUGCGGUCGCUAUUCUCGAGGACUUGUCCAGCAACGGCACCUUUGUCAACGAGGCAAUCCUGGGCCGGAACAAGCGAAGGCAGCUGGAAGAUGGGGACGAGAUUACCAUCUUGGAUGAGGCCCGCUUUGUCUUUCGCUAUCCAAGAAGUCGAGACUCGAGUGCGUUCAACUCACGUUACCGGAUUCUCCAACAGUUGGGAAAGGGCCAUUUUGCCACUGUGUACCUCUGUGUGGAAAGAUCAACGGGUUUUAAGUUCGCCGUCAAGAAGUUCGACCGUCGCAUGGGAGAGUCUCAGCGAUCACAGACAGAAGGGUUAGAACAAGAAAUCGCCGUGUUGAUGAGUGUCAGCCAUCCCAACGUCCUUUGCUUGAAGGAGACGUACGAUGAACCCGACGGAGUUUAUCUGGUCCUAGAGCUUGCCGCCGAAGGCGAAUUGUUCAACUUGAUUGUGACGAAACAGAAGUUGUCAGAGGCCGAGACCAGGAAAAUCUUCAUCCAGUUGUUUCAGGGGACUAAGUAUCUGCAUGAACGGAACAUUGUUCAUCGUGACAUCAAACCAGAGAACAUUUUACUGACCGACAAGAAUUUAUCGGUCAAGUUGGCAGAUUUCGGCCUGGCUAAGAUCAUUGGCGAGGAGUCCUUCACAACUACGUUAUGCGGUACACCCAGUUAUGUUGCACCCGAAAUUCUGGAGAACACACGCCAUCGAAGAUAUACCAAGGCAGUUGAUGUUUGGUCCCUAGGUGUCGUCCUGUACAUUUGUCUCUGCGGGUUCCCACCAUUUUCCGACGAGCUCUACUCACGAGAGAAUCCAUACACCCUCGCUCAACAGAUCAAAAUGGGCCGGUUUGACUAUCCGUCACCAUAUUGGGACUCGAUUGGCGACCCUGCACUCGACCUCAUCGACCGCAUGCUUACAGUCGACGUGGAGAAGCGAAUUACGAUCGAUCAAUGCCUAGAACAUCCCUGGACAAGGAACUUGGGCUACAUCAACCCUGCUGAUUCGCUCGACGGCCUCACGGGGCAAAUGAGUGCGUUUGACUUCUCCAAACGGAAAGUCCAAAGGGAACGCACUUUGUUAGCCAACAUUAAUGACGUCAAAGUGAGCAAAAUGGUCGACCUCAAUGGAGGCCAGCAGAUCCAAGGCCAGCCAACCCAUAUUCCUGGUUCACCGGCGCACGUCAAGGUGUGGGACAAGAACCCUAGUGGAAAGAACAUUAGGAUGAGCCCACCCAAGGACAACAAGGGAAAGAAGCAAAGUGGGGGCGGCGGAGCUGUCGACAAGAACGAAGAGGAUCACAAGGUGGAGGAACAUCCUGCGGCUAACAGACAGCAGGAGGAAUUCAUGCAAAUGGGCGGCAAAGGCGACAUGCGUUUGUUCGGGGAUGACGCUUCUUCCAGGUAUUUGCCGGAAGAGGUGCCCAAGGGCAAGAAAAAGUGA